Messenger RNA from Botrytis sinoallii, 1896 nucleotides. RefSeq lists its product as uncharacterized. Gene Ontology annotation, biological process: protein phosphorylation; mitotic cell cycle; regulation of cytokinesis. Gene Ontology annotation, molecular function: protein kinase activity; ATP binding. Lineage: Eukaryota; Fungi; Ascomycota; Leotiomycetes; Helotiales; Sclerotiniaceae. The record is from RefSeq and is a predicted model, not a curated record. Gene Ontology annotation, cellular component: centrosome; nucleus; spindle pole. The transcript is spliced from 3 exons. The coding region runs from base 1 to 1896 and encodes 631 amino acids.
AUGGCUAAAGAUAAGGAAAGACGAGAAGAAAGAGCCGAGAGAAGAUUGAUUCAUGAAGAUACCCAGGCUGCCGUGGACAUUCUGCGUGCUAUACAUCAAACAGCUGCGCCUCUUCGUCAUAACAAAUGGCGAAAACCAACCGCAGGGUUCACAAACAAAAAUAUCAAAAUCAUAGGCAAGAUCGGCGAGGGCGGUUUUGGAGCAGUAUACCUUAUUGAGAAUAUUGAGACUAAGGUUCAAUAUGCAAUGAAGACUCAGCUUAUAAGAGAAAAUGACGAUGAGCCAAUGAUGACACCCCCAGCGUGGAGGGGAGCCAAGACCCCUCCUGUCACACCUUCUUCUGAGGCUUCGAAGAUAUCCGCGAAAGUAAUGAAAGAACGGCAUUUAAUGACUAAACGGUUCAAUGAAACCAAAUGUUAUUUGCAGUACAUACGUUCUAGUCAUCCUUCUAUCUGCAACUUAGAAGCUUUUUUCGACUUAGAACAAGCAGAAGAUAACGGCCACUGCCAUAUCUUUGAGUAUUGUGAUUGGGGAAAUUUGGAAAACAUUGUGACGCAGUACUAUGAUAGACCACGCUGGGGCUCAGGAGAGCCCGAAGGUUCUGUAUGGACUCACAAACCAGAAAAUAUGCCAAAAUUAUACAAGCAUGCAGCAAUACCAGAAGCGUUCAUUUGGCAUGUCUAUAUGCAGACAAUGGAAGCUCUUAGUUUCCUUCAUGGUGACCACGAACUCAAUAAGAAACAAGAGUUCCACUCACGCAAUCAAGUUAUUUGCCUUGAUAUCAAGUUGGACAACAUAUUUUUGAAGGACUCUGGGAAACCAAACACAUAUCCAACUGUAAAAAUUGGGGACUUCGGAGAAGCCACCUAUGUGCCAUAUGGAGAGCAACGCUGGCAUGACACGGGAAACACGGUGUGCGGGGCGCCCGAAGAACCUUAUUUAAGUGCCAAAUAUGACGUUUGGUGUGUCGGGAUGUCAUUUUACAUUCUGUCGCACUCAGGUAGACGACCAAAGAGAACUGAAGUAGACGGAAAGCAAAAUAAAAAGGAGAAGCCGAAUUGGGGUUUAUGCGAUCCACAUCUUUCUAAAGUUUUGGCUAACGAGCUUGAAAAGCCAAGAGAAAUGGACGUAGAAAAGAGAUGGACUGCAGCUCAAAUAUUAGACCAUAUAAGACCAAUAGCUGAAGAUACGAUACGUUUGACGUAUAGACGUUUGCAAGAUUGGGCAAGACCGGAGUUACAGGUAACAUAUGAGGAAGGUAUUCUUGAACGGGUUGAAGGGGGAGAAGCUCUCAGUGAGAUUUCAGAAAGCGAUGAUGAAAACCAAAGAGCAAUUAGCAAAAGAGAAGGAGGCCAGAAAGCAGGAGGCCAGAAGCAGGAGGAGGCCAGAGAGAAGGAGGCCAGAAAGCAGCAAGCCAUGGUACAGCAAGCGAAAGAGCAGUUAGCUAGAGUGCAGCAAGCCGCAGAGCAGCAAGCCAAAGAGCACUCAACCAAAGAACAAUUAGCCAAAAAGCACUUAGCCACAGGGCGGAUAGGCAAAAAUCAGUUUGUCAGAGAGCAGAAAGCCAGAGAGCAGGAAGCCGCAGAGCAGCAAGCCAAGGUACAGCAAGCGAUAGAGCAGUUAGCUAGAGUGCAGCAAGCCGCAGAGCAAUUAGCCAGAAAGCAGCAGACCGAGGAGCAACAAAAGGAGCGGUUGAGAAAACAACGAGAAGAGGAGUCGAGAAAACAGCGAGAAGAGGGGUCGAGAAGACAGCGAGAAGAGGGGUCGAGAAGACAGCGAGAAGAGGAAUUGAAAAGACAAAGAGAGGAGGGCCAAGCAGGAGAAAGUCCAUCAAAUGCGCCGCCCCAGAAAAGGCGAUUGAUUAGAUACAGAAAACUCCGAGCUUACCGGGAAUGA